UGGAGGUUAGAGUUUGGCAUGUUAGUGUUUUCAUCUUCUGAUGGUAUGACCUACGUGUGACUGGUGUACCGACUGUAAACUUGAUUUAAUCACACCAACGACAGCAACAUCAACAACUGGUCUGGGCAUCUCUCAACAUAGCUCCAAGAAUUUAGGACGCCUGGGAAACCGUUCUGGGUGCAGUGAAUGCCGCUACUAGUCGUACCAUGGACUUUUUUCAGUGUGUGGUCUGUUUUCAUACUUGCUUUGUACUCUUCAGGCCCGCUUGGGCAUGCUCCGAGAAUUUUGUGGCUGACUCAGGCACGUUCACCUCUCCAAACUACCCGAAUGGCUACCAGAACAACUUGAGAUGUACUUUCACCUUGACACCUGUCACCCCCGGGGCUAUGCUUAGACUCGUGUUUGACGACUUCAGCACAGAGAAGGACAGAGAUGGCGUGGAGAUCUACGACAAGAACGAUAAACUAGUGGCCGGCAUCAGUGGUGGCCGGUACAGAUGGGUAGUCAUAGCUACCAUGUCCUACUACAGGGUCGUCUUCAUCUCCGACGGAUCCAUCAUGUAUCCCGGCGUCAGUGCGUUUUGGUCAAUGGCGCCAUCAUCGGAAGCAUUUGACUACCAGGUUGCCAUGGCAACUUCAUGUCCAGUCCAUGGACUGUUUCAACCAAUUCCUCAAAAGAACGGGAUUAGAGUGCUGGAGAUUAUGCUAGAGAUGACCUUCCAUAAAUGUAUGCUUCUGUGUAACGUUUUACCAAAGUGCUCCUUUUUCGAGUUUUAUGUCCCUACAAGCACAUGUUACGCCUAUGAAACGGAAGCAAGUCACACGUACAUGUAUCCUAAACUGUUUGAGAAGGUUACAAGUCCUUAGAGCAAUCAGUGGUGUCCGAAGCAGUGGAGCAUAAACUGUCUGGUGGAAAAGGCACAAACAUCCGUGUUUGAACGCUGCUAGAAUGAAAACAGUCGCAGCAACAUAGCGAAAAAUACCCACCAUACAGCUAUGACACAAAUCAAAUAAAAUAAUCACCAUCGAAAAAACA
Haliotis rubra (blacklip abalone) is the source of this 1035-nucleotide messenger RNA. RefSeq names its product cubilin homolog. Bases 207 to 866 code for a protein of 219 amino acids. Lineage: Eukaryota; Metazoa; Mollusca; Gastropoda; Lepetellida; Haliotidae. The transcript has 4 exons. The record is from RefSeq and is a predicted model, not a curated record.